This is a messenger RNA of Heteronotia binoei (common prickly gecko), 1758 nucleotides long. RefSeq lists its product as uncharacterized. Gene Ontology annotation, molecular function: protein binding. Lineage: Eukaryota; Metazoa; Chordata; Lepidosauria; Squamata; Gekkonidae. The record is from RefSeq and is a predicted model, not a curated record. The transcript is spliced from 14 exons. The coding region runs from base 1 to 1758 and encodes 585 amino acids.
AUGUCGUGUCAGGCCGAGCCAUGUCAGCUUUUGAUGAUGGAAGAAGGCCAGAUAAUUGCCAGUGCUAUUAAAAAUCCUAAUAAAGAAGAGACAAGAAGAAAGAAGAAAAGAUUAACUUUCCUAGAUGAAGUACAUGCUACUAGACCUGAUGAGCAGGCAAGAUUAAAAGAAUUAAGAAAACUAUUUGCCACCAAAGGCACAAACUUUCUUACUUUUGGCUUAAAUUUGGUUAAGAGAUCCUACCAGCAAGCUUUAGAUAUAGCAGGAGUAACUUUCAACAGCCGGAAAGGAAAAUUGGUCCUAGCUGAUGGAAGAGGAUUGUCCACCUUAGAUUUGUUUUCUUCAAAUUCUGCUGCUAAAAGAGAGAUGAUUUUCCCAAGGUAUCAGUUCAACCUGGUGAGAAUAGUCACAUACUCUGAGAAAUACAAUGUUUACUUUAUUCUGGCAAGAGAUUAUACAAUUAAGGUAUACAAUAAGAACUAUAAUGAGAUUUGCUCAGUAGAAAAUCGAGAUUCACGACGGUUAACAUUUAUAUCAUUUAACCCAGUGACAGAUGAGGUCAUCAGUGGAGGAACCAAAGGCGUACAGCUUUGGAAGUUUAAAGAGAAGAAAGUUCAGGAUUAUUCUAAUGUCAUACACAUGAUGAAUUACAGCCUUUUUCUCAGUGCAGAAUAUCCAUACAUGGGGAGAAAAUGGUGCACAAGUAUGGAAUUUGAUGUCAAUAUGCAAAGAUUCUACUGCUUUUCUGACUGCCACUUCUUCUGCUACGACAUCCGUGGGAAUUUGCUAUUUGAGAUACCAAAUGCACACCAGACUGCAGUUGUCUCUUGUGUCUACUCAUCACAUGCUAACAUUUUGCUUACUGCCUGCAGAGGCAUUGAAAUAAAAUCAUGGAAUGACCAAGCCUGCUUGGUGCAUGUGUUUCAAGGUCAUACCAAAGCAGUUACAAAGCUUCUUCUUCAUCCAACCAAUACUUCUUUAUUUAUCUCUGGAUCUCUAGAUGGAUCAAUCAAACUCUGGUCAUUUGAUUCAAUGCAGCUUUUUUACAGUUUAUCAAUAUUCCAAGAAGGAAUACUUUGGAUUGGCACCCUACAUGAUAGUUUGCUCUACUGCUCUAGUGUCCGGAGCCUUCAUUUGUAUGAUCUGAACUCAUUCACCAGUUUUUGGGCUCAUAUCAAUGGUCGGAUAAGUAAUCUCCGCGUCUGUACAGCUGGUGGGAAGUCCAGCAGGGUAAUUGCUGUGGGUGUUGACAACAGCUUAUCCUCACCUUUGUGCUACUCAACAGAUGAAGGACCGGUGUAUGCAGAUAAUCAGGAAUUUCUGGUUCUUGGUAUGCAGGAACAGAGCGGGGAAACCGGCACAGGAGCCGAGUGGACCUGGAAACUGCGGCACACCUCUCAGCAGGCACAAGAGACACAGAAUCCUGACCUCUCUGGGGAUGACACCAAAACAAACUUGCUUCAGUGGCUUAAGAAAGAGAUACUAAAAGAACUGGGGCAGGACCUCUUGCAGCAGCUGAGCUCUUCUGCUUCUUCAGCCCUGCGGAAGAGACAAGAAAGAAGGAAAAGAGACAGAGACCCCAGUCCUAGUGACCUCUUUGAAAGGCAACCUAAGCGCAGACUUAGCCUGGGUUUAGACUUGCCCUUGCUUAGUUCGGCAGAGGAGUCUGAGUGUUCUGACCAGCCUUCUGAUAGGGAGAAAGGGGAACUCUCAGAAGAGGAGUCCAAUCCAAGUUUUUUCCCUCGAAUACUAUUCUAG